GGGGCGCCAUUGGUCUGCGGGGCGCGGUGCUUGCCGGGAAAUGUAGUCUCUUCUGCUCUGGCUCUGUUGCCCACGGCAGCCGCUCCCUCAGGCCUGAAUGUGGCGGCUUCCUCUACGAAUGGACGGCGUGGGAGGAGAAUGGCUUCUGCAAGGAAAGCCAGCCGUCCCAUGCGUGAUGUUUUUGGUGACUUCAGUGAUAUUUCCUUGGAAGAUUCAACAAUGGAAGAAAUUAGAAACUUCCAGUUCAGUAGAAAUCUUACCAAAAUAGCACCUGGUCAUAGCAGAUUUCUAAAAAGAAACCGAACUCUAGAUGAGAAACACUUACUCCUGAAAGAGAACCCUGUGCUGGGGAGUGGACCCAGGCUUGCCUCAUGUAGACCGCCCACCACUGCCUCCAGGAUCCGAGCCAGUGCCGCACUCACGAAGCUGGCCCAGCUGGAAACCCGGAUCAUGAAUCGGAAGCUGCAGAGGAAUUUGUCUGACACGGAAUCUGACUCAAUGACCACCGAUGCCAGUCUUCCAAAGAGAGCUGACAGAAUCCUCUCCGGGGGUGCACUCGAACUCGCGUCCCAGAAUACAGACAAAACUUCCCAGAAUCAAGCCCGUGAAUUUCCUGUCGCUGAAAAUAAUGCACAGAACGCGAAGGUCAGUAGAUUUCUAAAGAAGAAACAAGUACUUGAAAACAUAUCCCCUGAAGCACCUGUUGGGAAAGAGAGGACUUCGCAAACCCCCAAGCAGAAAGAACCUGCUAGAACAUUUGACUCUCCAGACAGUGACGAAGAAGAAAUGAAAGUAUUGCUAGGAAGCUUGAUGGACUCUUCUAGAGAAGAAAACACGAAUCAAGGCUUCAGCAGCGCUAACGUCAGCGAGGAAGAAGAAAGAAAACUAUUUUCGGUCCCAUCUCAACCGAGAGCAUUUACUGUACCCAGUUUGGAACUCUCCAGCGCAAAGCCUUCUCAGACAUCACACCUGCCAACCUCCCUGGCAGCAGACAGAACCCUUCACAGCGCUCGCUCAAAAGCAGACUCCCCACAGAGUCAUGUUUCUGGUGACACCGCCUCCCAGAUGCCGUCAGUUUCCAUCACAGGCGCCUUUUCAAAAUCAGUGUCUUUAAAGAUGGGGCACCUCAAGCUUGCAUCCUGCCCUGGAAGGAGUGAGGCUGAGCCUGUGGAUGAGCCAGUCUCAGAAGGUGCUGAUGACAGCCUCGAUGAGUUUAGAAUAAAUAUUUUAUCGCUUGAUGAUCUGGCUCCAGUUGUCAGCGAGAACUCCGAUUUGGAACAGGAAGAGGAAAGUGCUCAGAGAGAAAAAACAGCUGGCAAAAUCUUCAGAGCCGAGGCAUCCACUGGGCAGGAUGCCCCAAGGCAGGCCCAGGCGAGGAGCUGGGCAUCACAGGAAAAGGCUGCCUCUGCAGAGGGGGAUAAGAGCGAGGUCUCGGAGCAUCUCGGUGCCAGCUCGGCUUCUGCCAUUCAGCAGGACAGCACUUCCGGCAUGCAGCCACCAUCUGAAGCUCCCAUGCUGAACACAGUCAGCUCAGCUUACUCGGAGGAUUUUGAAAACUCUCCAAGUCUGACAGCAUCCGAGCCAACCACCCGUGCCGGGGAGUCUCUUGACAGAACACUGGACACUCUGUCUGAAUCCUCUUCAAGUGUGAAGACAGACCUUCGACAAACAGCCGAGUCUAGGAAAAAGUCGGGCAGGCACGUGACAAGAGUGCUUGUGAAGGACACAGCUGUGCAGACGCCGGAUCCUGCCUUCACCUACGAGUGGACCAAGGUGGCCGGCAUGGCAGCCAUGGGGCCUGCCCUGGGAGGCGCCUAUGUGGACCCGACACCCAUUGCCAAUCGUGUUAUCAGCGCGGAUGCAAUAGAAGCCCUGACCGCCUACAGCCCGGCCGUGCUGGCGCUCCAUGAUGUGCUGAAGCAGCAGCUGAGCCUGACGCAGCAGUUCAUCCAGGCCAGCCGGCACCUGCACACCUCCCUCCUGCGCUCCCUGGACACGGACUCCUUCCACUACCACACCCUGGAGGAGGCCAAAGAGUACAUUAGGUGCCACAGACCUGCCCCACUGACCAUGGAGGACGCCCUGGAGGAGGUGAACAAGGAGCUGUGAGCACCAGCAGGUGGAGCUUGACGUGACAUCUAACAAAAGCUACAGGAAAUCUAAAACAAAAUCAAAUAUUCAUCACGUGGGUUGAAAAGUUGGAAGAUUUUGCAUCUUAUUGAAAAUAAUUUUUCAAAAAUGUUUCUGUACAAGUGAAUGGCAUUGCACCAGGCUGCCCAUGGACACCAGGUGUGGCCGAUUCCCAACGGUCACCCACCAGCUUCUGGCAGGAGCAGCUCCCCUCCUGGCCUCCCCUCCCUUCGGGGGUGUGAAAUGAAAUGAUGGAGCGGAAGGCGCUGGCUGGGGUCGGGCUCCAUGCUCUGGAUGGGACUGGGCUGUCACACACGCCAGCUGGUGCAGGGUUCUUCCAAGUGUGAAACUCAAGCAGGGGACGCGACGGGCACAGACUCCGAGGGAGCACUCGACCUGAAGUGUCUUAAGCUGGUUUCCUGUUAGAAUAUUGUUUCCCAGAUAACAGCAAAUGGCUACAUUCCAGAAAAAAAAUAUCAACUUAAACAACUAAAAUAACUGAACUAAGGGCCAGUACGCCUUCGAAGAAUUGGGUUUCAGAAUCUGACUGGGCUUCCUCUCAGGUCAAUAUUCUUCUUUCUAGAACUAAACCAAGGAGAGUAAAAACGAAAACCCUGCUUCACUUUGCAAGUCAAGUCAAAGUUUUGUGUUUCUGUUUUUCAAUCUGUGGGUAGUCAUGGCACUGGGCCUCAGCUUUGUCCCUACACAGCCGAGGGGAAGCCGGGUCAGGGCCGGUGGGUGCCGGGAGCUGGAGGAGGGAGCUGGAGGAAGGAGCUGGAGGAAGGAGCUGGGGUGCCGGCUCUGGCCCAGGCCAAUCCCUCCUGCACAUGCUCCUGGAGCCUGAGAGGAGGCUUCAGUCUGACUUAGGGCAGAUGCACAUCCAUCCCUUCAUGGGUGAAGAAUUUACUCGGGGUAGAGGGUCUUGUGUUUCUUGCUUCACUAUAAAGGAAAACGAGCCUGGGGCCCUGGUGGCUGCAGCGCCUCCUGGUGUGGUUUGUGGGUGGCACCUGUGCCCUCCACGCCAUGGAGCACGGCGUUCCCACUGGGCAUGCGCUGGUCUUCCUUCUCUUCCUGUGGCUCUCCACAAGUGGAGACGGUGUGAGAACUGAGCUGUCACUGCGAUCUUCCACUGCCAGUCAGCCAGGAAGGUCCCACAGCCGGCACCGCUGGCCACUGGCGCAGCUCCCGGCAUGGGCGCCUACUUACACUCGUCCCUGGCCUUCAUGCGGGCGAUGAAGGAGUAGCUCUUGUUCCUGCGGUAGUUCUCAUAGGGGUCGUCCAGGGCCACGCCCACGCCUUUAUACUGGUCCCACUUAUCCCGGACGUCCCCGCCCUUGAUGGGGUCCUGGAUCCCUUGCUCCUUCGCACCGAGGCCACCAGAGCCACUCCAGCCUGGAGACAGAGAUGCAGUCAUAACCACAACAAGACGGAGGCAGAUGGGGGUGCACAUGGGGGGCUGAAUGUCCAGACAGGCAGUGUAGACAUGGGAAAUGGGUAGAGAGAACCCGCAGGCUGGCCCUGUCUACAGGGUCUGGGCAGAGUCAGAACCGGCCUGACUCCAUCCAUCCCACAUGCAUUGAGGAAGAGAAAGCACUGGUGACUCCCGGGCCCAGCACGCAUGAGGACCCUGCCCAUGCCCUCCCCAUUCCCUCGCCUUACCCAUCUUCACCAGCAUCUGAUGGCCUUUGUUCUCUUCUCCGAGCCUUGAGUCGGGGAUAGGAGGUGCCGAAUUAGAACCCAGACCAGCAGAGGAACUAAAAUCGAGACAAAUUAUUCUUUUAAGAAGUAACUGAGACAUUUAUUGGAAUGACAGUGAUGAGGGCCUCACAGCCACAGCUUGCGUGCAUGCUGUCGCCAGGUGACAUUAUAUGCAGAUUUUGCGUCUCUACCCGUUUAUCCUGUCUCAGCUAGAUAAGGGGGCUCCAGACGCUGGCCCCCACCCCACGCUCAGCACUGAGGGCAGGACACCUCGAACCCCGAUGGUGGUUAGAAAGCAGACCCCAGCUACCGCCUCAGGCUUCACCAAGUUACUGUGGUGAAGGGUGAGGGGUGCCACUGUCCCUGGGCUAAUGCUGGCGGCCUCCUAACACAGUCUCCUAACCACCAAUGUUUCCACAUUCACAGCAAAGCACUGCAGCUUCCCAGCGUUACCAGCGCAGCACGUAACGCAGCACUUAAGACAGGAUCUUACGGCGGGGUGGGGCUCCUGGACCGUGACCGGCGUCUUCUUCCUGGGGAGUAUGACUUGGACCGGGACCGCGACUGGGACCGGGAGCGGCUUCUGGAGGAGCGCGACCUGCUCCGACUUCUGCAGGGAAGGGUGCCCAAGGGUCAGCAGCAGCCAGGCGUCGUGGGGAGGCCACAGGAAGAGGCCUCAGGCACUGCCCUCCUGAGGCAGCCUCUGCCUACCUAGAUCUGGAGCGGGAGUAGGAACGGGAGCAGGAGCGCGACCUUGACCUUGAGUACGAGCCUGAAGACUUGGAGGAUCUUGAGUUGGAGCGGGAGGAAGAACGCCCUCGACUCUUGGAUCUGCUCCGAGACCUUGAGGGUCCGCUGCGGGGAGAGGCCUGAUGAUCGGGUGCCCCAGUGGGUGGGCUGCACCCAGCCCACCCUGGCCCUCAGGUUCCUGGAUGACCCCAGAUGCAGGGGCUCUGGCUGUGGAUGUGGCGCCAUAGCCACAGCAAUGGUAUCAAGUUCCUAAAUAGUGUGGCCAAGCCUGCUGCUGUGUGAAUUCAGGCCUUGCGGAAAACACCGCCCCAUAGGCACAGGCUGUGUGAGGGCGGAUGUGAUGAGCGUUAUCUGGGGUCUGCUCCCACCCAUCACAAGCUGUGCGGCCUGGCCGCCCGGCCACUGCAGAUGUCUGCGCUUUUACCUGUUCCUCUUCUCCUGGCCUUUCCUCCGCCGGGCCCGCAUUUUUGCUCGGAAGAACUCAUAGAGGCCGUUCUGCUCCCAGCCUUCACUGUAAGACACGGCAUUCCCUGUGUGACCACGUGACACCCACCCACAAGGAACUUGUGAAAAAGUCAUCAGGAGUUAAUCCACAGGACCUUGGGGAGUACAUGGCCCUGUGGCUGUGGACUCCGAGCAUGGGCGCAGUAGAGCUUGGUUCAGCAUUCCCACAGGGCUGUCCUCCUGUAGCCCAGUGGCUCUAGUGUCCACGCCCUUGCCACCCUGCUGUUCCACUGAGGUGGUGGGGACCCAUGGUCUGUGCAACUGGGGAACAGGAACGCUGACUCACGGGUGCACAGGCCUGCAGCCCAGGAUAGGAAGGAGGGGUGACCACUGGAAAGGGUAAGCUGAGGGCCCUGUGGCAGCCGGCUGCUUGAGACGUGCCGCCAUGCCACACCUUCCCUAAGUUCUUCUGAUGUGUCUCCAUUAAAAUGCUCUUCAUUGAGG
Messenger RNA from Symphalangus syndactylus (siamang), 5526 nucleotides. It is a transcript of the gene C13H19orf44, whose product is annotated as chromosome 13 C19orf44 homolog. The record is from RefSeq and is a predicted model, not a curated record. Lineage: Eukaryota; Metazoa; Chordata; Mammalia; Primates; Hylobatidae.